AUGGCAAAAGCCGCGCCUACUGUAGCCGUUGUGGGGGCUGGUCCGUCGGGCCUGUCCAUGACCAAGACACUCAAGGAAGAUGGCUACGAUGUCACUCUCUAUGAGCGCAGGAGCAAAGUGGGAGGGCUCUGGGCGUAUUCUGACGACACAGCGCACACGAUCGCGCUGCCCAGAACGCGCGCCAACAUCAGCAAAUUCACAUGCGGAUUCAGUGACUUUCCCAUGCCAGACAAAUACCCCUUAUGGAUGACGCCUGCCGAGUUCACAGAGUUCAUGCACGAUUAUGCUGUGCACUUUGACUUUUACCAGAAUAUCGUAUUCAACACCAGCGUCAAACAGGCAUCUCGAAAUAGCGAUGACACCAAAUGGCGCCUGGAUAUCGAAACGAACGGCAAAGCCGAAACGGUCGAGUUUGACAAGAUCGUCUUUUGCCAUGGCUACCAGACCAAGGCAGCGAUCCCUACUUUCGAGGGCCAGGACAAAUUCGAGGACUUCAAGGGCAAGAGAGUUGUCGUUGUUGGACUGGGAAGCACGACAGGAGAUAUCGUGCCAGAUAUAAUGCCACAUGCCGAGAAAGUUUGGGUCUCUCACAGGAGAGGAGCGCUGCCCUUCAAACGCGUGCGCAAUGGGACGCCUGUCGACUUGAACAUCACCUGGCGAAGGCGGCAGAUGAGCCAGUUUCUUCAGCGCUAUGCCCCGGGCCUCGCCAAGUUCAUGAUUGACAAAGCAACAAACUACUUUGCCACGCGCAUGUUCAAGCUCGACCCAGCUUGGCGCCUGACCCCUGUUCCUUCCGUCCUCUUGACCCUGCCCGGCUCCUUCGAGGACAUCAUGCCAUUUCUCGCAGACGGUAGACUGACAUCGCUGCAUGGGCUGAAGCGCUUCGUAGGCCCGAAGUCUCUCGAGUUCGAUGACGGGACCGUUCUGGAUGACAUAGACGCCGUCAUCUUCUGCACGGGCUACAAGGCAGACUGGAGCGUCGCCCCAUUCGUCCAGACCAGCAAGCCCACGGCGCACAACUACAACGGGGCCCCCAUCCACCGCAUGUACAUGAACCUCUUUCCGCCUGCCUACUGGGACUCUUGCGCCAUGCUGUGCUACAGUGCCUAUGGGAAAAGUAACGGUUUCUCCUUUGCGGACGUGACGUCCCUGGCGAUCAGCAAUGUCUGGCGCGGCGUGGAGAAAUUACCUCCGCGAGAUGAAAUGGAGCAAUGGAUCGACGAACAUCAAGCGUGGGUUGCUGGGAGAUGGAAGUUAGAUCAGACUGUUGACGAGAGCAUGGUCAAGCAGUGGGAGUUUCAGGGGUGGCUCCACAAGGCCGCCGGCACGGGCAUGGAGAACCUCGGCUGGGGUUGGAAAGGCUGGAUGUUCUGGCUGAAGGACAGAAAGAUGUAUAAUCUGCUGAACAACGGGGUGGAAACUGCACACAUGUAUCGGUUCUUCGAAACGGGGAAGAGGAGGACUUGGCCCGGUGCGAGAGAGGCGAUCCUACAUAUGAAUGAAGUCGUCAAGAAUACCUUCCCGUUGAAGGAUGAGGUGGUCAAGAAGUAUGGACAGCUCUAA
Phaeoacremonium minimum UCRPA7 is the source of this 1563-nucleotide messenger RNA. Its product is annotated as putative flavin containing monooxygenase 9 protein. The transcript has 5 exons. Gene Ontology annotation, molecular function: flavin adenine dinucleotide binding; N,N-dimethylaniline monooxygenase activity; NADP binding. Lineage: Eukaryota; Fungi; Ascomycota; Sordariomycetes; Togniniales; Togniniaceae. Bases 1 to 1563 code for a protein of 520 amino acids. The record is from RefSeq and is a predicted model, not a curated record.